Rhincodon typus (whale shark) is the source of this 4911-nucleotide messenger RNA. RefSeq names its product beta-3 adrenergic receptor. The transcript is spliced from 3 exons. Gene Ontology annotation, cellular component: membrane. Lineage: Eukaryota; Metazoa; Chordata; Chondrichthyes; Orectolobiformes; Rhincodontidae. Gene Ontology annotation, biological process: G protein-coupled receptor signaling pathway. Gene Ontology annotation, molecular function: G protein-coupled receptor activity. The record is from RefSeq and is a predicted model, not a curated record. Bases 437 to 2104 code for a protein of 555 amino acids.
UGCACAGUGACUUUAUAUCCAAACGGGACCCCACCAAGAAUGGAGGGAGUGGAUAGACCAAGUAACUCAACUGGCCCAUGCAGUUGGGCUUGAGAUUCACUGAAGGAUUUUUGCAGAGAUUUUUUUUAAAUGAAGAAUUCUGAAGGAAGAGAGGAAAAAGAAGAGAUGGGAAGAGGUCAUCGCGGAUAGCGGAUUUUCUUUUGGAUUUCUCCCGCCUGCUGAGAUCCGGAGCCGCUGGAGGAGAGGGGUGCAGGGACUGACAUUAGCCCGGGCUGGUUUGGAGCCCCCUCCCUGAGGAAGGGGAGGCGGAGGGGGGGUGGUAUUCUCAGGGUGAUCAGCGGCGCUGGGGCAGCCGGUUCCCCGGGGCCAUGGGAGCGCAGCGGGGCUUACAAGCAGCCGCUGCCCGCCUCCCCACGGGCGACACUGCCGCCUGAGCAUGGAGUCCCCGCCGCUUCUCCCCGGCAACCUGUCGCUCGGAGCUGCCGGCACUGCCCAGAGCCGCUGGCCGGCCCCCAGCGCGUCCCCUCCCGGCUCCGGAUCGCCGUCCGUCCCGGUCAAGAUCCUCCUGGAAACCAUCAUGGUCCUGAUGUGCCUGGCGGCUAUUGCAGGUAACAUUCUGGUGAUCGCCAUUAUUGUUGUGACUAAACAUUUCCACUCAGUGACCUCGGUAUUUCUGGUCAACCUGGCUGUUAGCGACUGUCUGGUGGGACUGGGAGUCAUGCCCUUCGUUGUCCUGUCGGUGUUUUACCAGGACUGGAACAAAUACAAUGAUCUAUGCCUCUAUGUGGGUUACACCUCCUCGGUUUACUGCACAGCCUCAGUGCUGACACUGGCAGCCAUUGCCCUGGACCGAUACCAUGCCAUCAUCGACUGCCUGCAGUAUAACUCCCAGAGCACCGUGCGUCGGACAGUUGCCACCGUGGUGUGGAUCUGGCUGCAAUCAGCCCUCAGCAGCUGCCCCCCGUUGCUUGGCUGGGGCCGUUUUGGCUAUUUGCCGGCCGGUUACAGCUGCUCGGUGGAGUGGGCCGACAGCCUGACCUACACAGGCUUUGUGGCCGUCUUCUCCUUCUUGCUGCCCGCCUCGGUUAUGGUCUUCUGCUACGCCCGGAUCGUCAAGGUGGCGCGGGGACAUGCAAAGCGGAUCCAUGACAUCGAGAGCCAGCUUCAUCGCCAUGGCAACCCUGGGCAGCAGCCCGGCGACAGGCCCACGUUUUCCCAACUGAUCUGCAGUGUCGACUCGCGGGGCUGCGAGGAGGCCCAGGCCCAGACUCAGGUCGAGGCCCACGCACAGGCCAAGGCUCGGGCAGGGGGCCUGGGCAAGAGACCCGACAUCUUCUCCCGGUGCGGCUCUCCAGGCCGGGAGCACCACGGUGCUUUCCGCCUCUUCCUGGUGAUCUUUGCCUUCUUCUGCUGCUGGGUGCCGUACGAGAUUGUGGGCCUAGUACGGGCUGUGGAGGCAGCGGCACUGAGAGCAGGCAAGGCCCGAGCCCCCUCCCCCUCCCGCAUUCCACCUGCUGUGGUGACGGCCGUGCACUGGCUGGCUCUCCUGAACUCGGACAUUAACCCGCUGCUGUACGCCUUGCUGAGCCGGCGUUUCCGUAAGGCCCUGCGCUAUUGGCAACGUAGGCUGGAGGCCAAGGUGUGGCUGAGAGGCCCGAGACCCCGGCAGGAGGAGGGGGCCAAGGCCGCUGGAGGAGGAGGAGGAAGAGGAGCUGCCGUCUCCCUCUUCCAGCCCAACCCGGGCACUGAGCAGAAGAGGACCAACUCCAAUGCCACUGCCAUCACCCAGCUCAGCCCCCAACGUCGGCUGCACACCCGGUCCUUGUCUGUCUUUUCCGUCAGCUCCUUCCCUCAGGAUCGCUCGCCCUUCGACGCCUCAGCUGACUCUCCGCUAUUUCUCCCGCCCGAACGGACAUUGGAAGAGCCUGGAGGACGGCGGAGCGAGAUUCCUGGUACCCGCUAUUUAAAUGUUCCCCAGCACGUGCCGCCAGAAACGGACACCAUGCUGCUGGCCUCUCCACCCCUCAGUGAGAAACCCAUGUCCACCUUCAUAUUUGGAAAGAUCACAGUGAAGGUGGAGAACAACACCAUUGUCGAGUUGUAGAUGCUGGAACAUUGCCCACCUGUACCUGAACCUUUGUAUUUGCCUCUUGGGGAGGCUUCCCUCCUGCCCUCAAAGGACAUGCCAAAGUGAAUGAAUGAACUUUCGGAGGGUUGGGUAUUGUAUUCAGUCACUGGUUAUACAGGCAGACACGUGCCCUUCACUGUUGGUACAGGCAGAUAUGUGCCCCUCGCUGGUGGGACAGGCACACGUGUCCUCUCGCUGUUGGUACAGGCAGACACAUGCCCCUUUCUAUUGAUCCAGGCAGACACAAGCCCUUCACUGUUGGUACAGGCAGACACGCCUUCACGGUUGGUACAGGCAGAUACGUGCCCCUCUCUGUUGAUGCAGGCAGACACAUACCCUUCACAGUUGGGACAGGCAGACACGUGUCCUCUCACUGCUGGUACAGGCAGACACGUGUCCUCUCACUGCUGGUACAGGCAGACACAUGCCCUUGCUACUAGAUGCAGUUGACAUUCCAUAGCCGUAAGCAAAGUGGGCCAUGCAGCACCUGUCUUACACAGGGCCCUAGAGCCCAAAAGAUAGAAGCGGGAUUAAAGACACAGAACCAUGAAGAAAGGGCAUUACCCUACAUAAACUUGACACACAGGAAAUGACCAAUUGCUCCAUCCACCCCACUCGCUGUCAUGUGAUCUACCCUGGGAGAGGUAAACAGACAGAAAACCAAACCACAGUUAGGGUUUCAGAAAAUUACAUUUGCUAUCAAUUCUUAUUGAAUUCAGCUAAGAUCUCAGAGCAGGUGUUAAACCAUCUUUAGUAAACCAGUUCAGAUUUGGUCUGUGCUGAUUGCUGCAGGUUUAAACUGACUGUGCAACACCUCAAUCGCCCACAGUCACACACUGACUGGCUUCCUCCAUGCUCUAUAGAUACACAUAGCAAGAGAACAUCAACCUGAUGCCAUUUUACAUUGAACAUCUUCUGCGCAUUAGCAUUUGCAGAUGGUUCGAGAUGAUGCAACUCUGCCCUUAGUUUAUCAUACUUGGCUCCAAAAAGAAACCCUACUUUCUGUCUCGCUAAUCAUCCAAUUUUCAUCUUGGUAGAAGCAAAAUACUGCAGAUGCUGGCGAUCUGAAAUAAAAUCAGAAAAUGCUGGAGAAUCUCAGCAGGUCUGGCAGCAUCUAUGGAGAGGGAAGCUUCAGAUUGUCAAUGCCCUGUGCUUAGUGUAACCUCCAGCCCUCCACCCACAGUGACGUUAUCUGCAAAAGGCAAACAAACAGAAACACAAUAAAGGAAUAAAUAAUUUGAAUAGUUGAAUUUAUCUUCAUCACUCUUUAUUGAAUUCUGUCAAGACCUCAUAGCUGAAAAGGCAAAUGUGCUAAUCAUUCUUCAGAAGAUGAGUCACAUUGGAUUCAAAAUGUGUUAAUCUGUUUCACGUCUCCACAGAUACUGCCAGACCAGCUGGGUUUCUCCUGUAUUUUCUGAUUUUAUUGACAAUUUUCAUAUUUUGUUUAAUGGGCUACAAAAGAAUGAAAAUGUUCUUACAUUACUAAAGGUUAGAUAUCAAAGCAUGGAUGUUGCAACCAGCUCCAUGUUUCAGUUCAACAGGAUACUGCUUGACUGUGCCAAAGAGCAAGAUUUGAACUCAGAUAAAAUCCAUUCCCUGACGCACAGUUAAAAUUGGGCACAAAGAGUUCUGUGCACCCAAAGUCACUUUGUAUUGUUGUUUGUAGGAUUCCUUUGUUAGCUGGUAAAUUAGUGUGUUUCAGGUAAGAUAAGUAAGUGGUUCAAGUUUUGUGAUGACUGUUUGGAACCUGCAGUAUAAUAACUGAUGUUCAUUGAUUUUUAUUGUGGGCUGAAUGGCCUGCUCAUGUUUCAAUGUACAAAAUUAAUGGUCAAAGGCUAAUGAGUUAAUUCAUCAAUUAAAUGGUAUUUCUCCGCUAAUAUAACAGUAUUGUUAACUUGAUGACUUUAAAUGGGUCAAUGCCUCUGUUAAAGAAGUGAAUAAUGCCAUUCAAUUAAUACCCACUCUACCUCUACACCAACUUUCCCAACCUCACUUUUGUUUCUGUGCUCUUGAACUGUUUGACACACAGUCUUAGAUUAACUAUAAUUCUCUCCAAUCAAACAUUGGCAAGACUAAAAUCAUUGUCACCACUCCCCCUGCCCCACUCCAAUGACCAGCUCUGUACCUUCACCAUUGACUUCACAGUCCUGUUCCAGACUGAAUCUGACUGUUCAAAAUGGCAUUGUUCUCCAGCUGAAUUUCCAAACCAUAUUCUUAGUGUAAUAGAAACCAUCUUACCUCCACCUCUGUAUCAUUUCUUCCCUGACACCAUCUGCUGCUUAAACCUUUAUCAGUUUAUUGUUGCCUCCACACUCAAUUAAUCCCAUGUUGACCUGACUGGCCUCCCACCCUCCACUCUCCAUAAACUUUAGCUCAUUCUUGACUCUGCUUCUGGUGAGUCAUCUCACAUCGAGCCACACACCCAUCAGAAUUCGGCUUAAGCAUGACCUACAUGAUGACCAUCUUCUUCCACAUCCUUAUCCUAAGCCCCCACACUCCAGGCCUUGUCAUCACAUGGGCUACUACAACACACCUGUCAACCCAUUGUCAGCCACAAAUGGUUCCAAUUAGCAGCUAUUAAGGCUGACUUUAACCCAGCCCUUUGCCUGUCCAACUGUGUUUCUCUCUCCUUGGGCUCUAUCUCUACCUAUCAUUUACUACCCGCGCCCCGCUCACUCCGCCCUAUCUCUUGCAUAAAUACCAACCUUUUCCUAGCCACCAUCGGUUAUGAAGAUGGGUCACUGGACCCCAAAACAUUAACUCUGCUUUCUCUCCACAGAUGC